AUGUUCAAGAGGACUCUCGCCCGACAGGCUGGACUGUGCAGCGCGCGGCGCGUUGCCUCUCCUGCUCUGCUGCGAUCAUCCAUCCGCCUACAGACCAAGCCAGUCAACAGGAUAGCCUCGAUCUCACGGAUAUCAGCCUAUACUCCCCUUGCGGUGCGCUCCUACUCAAGCGCCACUGCCGAGCAGGUAGAGCAAGACGUGGGGGCUCCGUCCGGCCCGAUCACACGAUUCGCCGACCUUGAAUCCCUCGGCGUUCAUGACACUCUCUUGAAGGCUAUCACUCAAGACAUGGGUUAUGAGACAAUGACGGAUGUUCAGUCAAUGACAAUCGCUCCGGGGCUAGCUGGCAAGGAUAUUGUCGCACAGGCGAAGACCGGUACCGGAAAGACGCUCGGCUUCCUGCUCCCAGUUCUGCAAAGAAUGAUCACCGAAGACGAACGAUUGGCUGAUCCGCGUCGAGGACGAGCAAGAGCAGACGACAUCCGCGCCAUCAUCGUGUCGCCCACUCGCGAGCUUGCCGAGCAAAUUGGCGCUGAAGCCCGAAAUCUCUGCCGACAUACUGGUAUUCGCGUACAAACAGCAGUUGGAGGUACUCAGAAGUCUGCUAUGUUGAGGAAAACCCGUUACGAUGGCUGCGAUCUCUUGGUUGCUACCCCAGGCCGCCUGUAUGACGUGCUCUCGGACGAUCACAGCGGUAUCGAUGCGCCAAUGCUGAGAAAUUUGGUGCUCGACGAGGCAGACCGCAUGCUGGAUGUCGGAUUUGACAAGGAGCUUCGAGAAAUCAUCAACCUGCUCCCUGAUCGUUCGCAAGUUCCUCGUCAAACUCUUCUCUUUUCUGCUACGAUUCCCAAGGAUGUGGUGCAGCUUGCCCGAACUUACGUUGAUGCCAACAACUUCCAAUUCGUCCAGACGAUCAAGGCCGAUGACACCCCGACACAUGAGAAGGUACCUCAACACAUUGUUUCUGUCAAGGGAUACGAGAAUCUGUUCCCGACACUCCUUGAGCUCGUUCACCGCGCACGAAGCGGCGAGCACGGUCCGGAACCAUUCAAGGCCAUAGUGUUCUUCUCGACCACUGCCAUGGUUGAGGUCGCUACAGAAGUGUUCAAUGUUCUCUACCGUACCCACAAAGAUCUGCCGCCAGUUUUCGACAUCCACUCGAAGAAGACCCAGGCUCAGAGGACCUCGGCCGCCACGCAUUUCCGACGUGCUACUUCCGCCAUUCUACUUUCUUCCGAUGUGACGGCAAGAGGCAUGGAUUUCCCCAACGUCAGUCACGUCAUACAAGUUGGCGUUCCCCCUAGCCGAGAGCAGUACAUUCACCGAAUCGGAAGAACCGGAAGAGCGAACAAGUCUGGUCAAGGAUGGCUGAUUGUAUCUGAGAAGGAUCUGCCCUACGCGAGGCGGGAGUUGCCUGGCCUUCCCAUCAAGCGCCACGACGGGCUCGAGAGCGCUGAGGUCCACGUUGCCAUCACGGACGAGUCGGCGCUGCCGGAGCACGUUACUCGCGUUAACGAUGCUAUGAAGAAGAUUUCGAAGGACGUGCUUCACCAUGCAUAUUUCGCAUCGUUGUCAGCAAUGAAGAACGGCGACGUUCAGGACACAGUCGAUCAGCUCAAUGACUGGGUACAGCAUGCAUGGGGCUGGGAAGAACCGCCUGCCAUGUCCGCCCACACGGCUAAGCUGCGUGGCCUGACCAGGGUUCGGGGUCUCAACAUCGCCCAGAGCUCUCGAGACCGCAGAUCAGGCGAUGAUCGACGAGGUGAUGAUCGACGAGGUGAUGAUCGACGAGGUGAUGACCGACGAGGCGACGACCGGCGGGGUGGCUUCCGCGACGACAGACGCGGAAGAGGUGGCGACAGGUUCGACAGCCUGUCCAACCGAUUCGAGAGACGGGACAAUCGCUACCAGCAGCGCUCUUCUUUCUAG
Phaeoacremonium minimum UCRPA7 is the source of this 1929-nucleotide messenger RNA. RefSeq names its product putative dead box rna helicase protein. The record is from RefSeq and is a predicted model, not a curated record. The coding region runs from base 1 to 1929 and encodes 642 amino acids. Gene Ontology annotation, molecular function: ATP binding; nucleic acid binding; RNA helicase activity. NCBI's taxonomy places the organism in Eukaryota, Fungi, Ascomycota, Sordariomycetes, Togniniales, Togniniaceae. Gene Ontology annotation, cellular component: mitochondrion. The transcript has 2 exons.